This is a messenger RNA of Colletotrichum orchidophilum, 315 nucleotides long. RefSeq lists its product as uncharacterized. The transcript is spliced from 3 exons. The record is from RefSeq and is a predicted model, not a curated record. Lineage: Eukaryota; Fungi; Ascomycota; Sordariomycetes; Glomerellales; Glomerellaceae. Bases 1 to 315 code for a protein of 104 amino acids.
AUGUGCUUUUGCGGCGUUGGCGUUGGCGGUGUUUUUGAGAGCAUCGAGAGGAUGAAUCGGCGCUUUCGACUCAAGGCUAUGGCGCAGAAGGUUUCAGCAGAAGGGAGGGUAUGCGUUUUCUGGGAGUUGCCGCGCCGUGGUGAUAUUCACCACGUUCUUUUCAACGCUUACGGAAUUAGCCCGGACGAAAUCCUGGACAGGCAGGCGGGUCUGGAGAAGAUUAACAACGACACAGUAGCGAUACCCAGCUAUUUGACAGCCGCCGACAACCCACCCGUCACCUCCAUGUCACAUCCUCACUGCAAUGCCGGCUAG